AGGUUGUGGCUUGUGGCGUUUCAACAUGGCAAGCAAAACUGAAGAAGAACAAGAAAAAAGAGCGCCUGAAGAAGAGGCAGCCACAGUGCUGCAGACGGGUUGACAUUGAAGAGAGGGGAGGCUAUAUAGUGGCGGCUGCGUCCUUACCGGCUUAGUCAGAUAUCAGAGCUCUGCUAAACAACACUAACCUACGUUCGUUUCCUAUUGAGGAUUAUUAUUUGUUUACAAAUUGUUAGCGAAAAUGUGCGCUCGCGAAGUUUUCGUUUUGAGUGUGCUGCUGAUCGGCUUUGCUUCUCCCUCGGCCAUACCCAUGUGGGAGUUCCUCAGUCGUGGCGAGAAGAUGAGUCACCUGUUCAACAUGUUCGUGAAACAAGUGGCAAGCCACUGCGACACUUCGACAAUGCCCGAUUGCCAGAAGGUUCUGUUGGUUUAUGGAUUGACAAACUUGGCUAAGAUGGAAGAUGACAGCCUUGAUCAAAUGGACCCGUACCAGAGGGGGGCCACAGAUAUAAUUUGGGAGUCUAUGAUGAAGGGAGGCUACAAGUCAUCUGGACAGGAGGAGAAUGUUAAAGAUGAAUACGAUCCAUUGGAGCCACACACGAACGGCAACCAGCUGGGUUCGCAGGAGGAGGCGUCGAGCAACGUGGAGGAGUACGCGGCGCCUAACCGACACGUCAUGGGUCCGAUGGUCGUCCGAGUGCUGCCCGACGGUCGUCCGGUGCCCGGCGACGCCCAGCGUCCGUUGCCGGCCGACGAGGACGCCGAGGAGUUCCUUGCCAUGCGCGCCAAACCCAUUCCUUCCAUCAGCGACAUCAGCAAUGCCCGACACCAGAGGAUACAGCCCGCCAAAAAACUAUAACCGCUCGGCCCACCAGUAAAUUCUCCACCAUGCAAAAGACAACCCUAUCCCAACUUCCCUGUCUUCACUGAGCUAAAUAAAUACUGGUAGUAGAUUUUUCCUCUACUGGCAUUUCUUUUUUGGGCGUGUGCAGUGUGCACACAGAGAGCAGCUAACGGUUAACGGUCAGAGAAAGAUCUUAAAUCUAUAUUCUGCUAAGACCGCUGAAAUUCAGAAUUCCUGACCGCUCUGUACGUGUACAAACCCUUGAUACUGAAAUUUUUCACCUAUUUUUUGUACAUGAAUUUUUUGUCCUUACUGCGCCAACGUAAUUAAAUAUGAGACAGCAACCUCCCAAACCUGCUCACAGACAGGGAAAGUGCAGAUGGUAAAUUCAGGUAGCCAGUGUUACGUCACUUUCAAGUUUUCACCAAUUUCCAUUGGACAGAUGUUCCAUCCGGUAAAUGAAAAUUUGUGGAAAGUAAGGAAUGGCCGUCAAUAACUUUCCAUCUCUAAUUUUCCCCUCUACAAACAGGGUUCCAACUAUUUUUUCAACAGUUUUUUAUGUUCCCAUAUUAUUAUGUCCCCACCUUACUAUAAACCUGCAUUUAAGCUUGUUUAGCAUGUCUUCACUUAUUGCCUUUAGGUAGAAUUAGAAGGAACUGCUACCUCCAGUUAGUUAUUCAGCUCAGUGACUAUGAAUCCCCUCACUUAAUGAAUGAAAAAGACAACUUUAGCCCCUCUCCCCGACCCAUAAUUCCUCAUCCCUUAAUUUAUAUUAAAUUAUUUGUGCUGAGUGUGAAUGGGAGCAAGUUUGUGUUGAUGAGUUGUGUUGAAGGCCGCUGUGUUUUCUGGGCCCAACUAAAUGUUACCUUUUAUUUUUUUUCAUUUUUGUGAAGCAAAUAUCUUUUAGAUUUUAAUAAUAAAAAUAAUUGUUAAAAUUGAUCGGUACAAUCAAUUUAAAAAUGUAAACAAUUGAUGUUGAGAAAGAUGUAAUUAAUUUCUCAAUUCUAGCUGGUUGUGAUAAAAUUAAAAAUUAUCAAGAUCAAAUGAGCAAUAUUAAUAAAUUCGAAAGAACUCAAUACUUGAAUUACUAGUACCUUGAAUACAUUCUAGUACAAUGUAUUCUAGAUACAUUGCUUAAAUCCAUAAAAUCAAUUAUUAUCAUACAGCAUUCAACUAUCAUGCAUCCACGGCCCUUGAAAUACAGCGGUUAUCUAGCUGUUUAGGAUAAUUAGUAUUAUGCAUGGCCACAUACAUUGUUACAAUUGAUGGAUGAUAUUAUUAAAAAAUAUAAUUAGUGAGAUUUUGAUUUUAAGGCCAUAAUAAGCCUAAUUUUUCACAUCUGACUUGUAAUUUUUCUGUUAUGUCACUUUUAAUUCGACGUAAUUGUUUCGCGUGAAACAUUAUUUUCCAGUUAACUAAAUUAUUAAUAAUCUUGAGUAGUUUUGUUUUCUAGAUGAUUUUGAGGUGCUUCACAUUAUUUUAGGCGCUCUCUUGUCAAAUUAACCUUCCUCUAAAUCUUCGGGAAUUAUAUUUAUGUAUUUAUUCACAGCCAAAAUACUCUGAAAGCUUUUGAGCUGAAAAUAAAUUGUUAAUUAAAAAGUAAUAUUUGAGGAAGUAUGUGGUUAAAAAGCUUUUCACAAUGAAAUCUAGUAUUCAAAGGAUGGCUGGAUUAAUACUUUACUUUUUAAUUUAUUGAAGUGAUAUCUUAUCAAUACAGAUAUGCAUGAGUGCCUUGUGAUAACUGUAUGUAUAGAAUUAGUGUUUUGUGUUGAAAGUGUAUAUUAUUCAUUUAAGAUUUACCAAUAUUGGAUUUUGUACUGGAGUUAACAAUAGAUUCAAUUUUAGAGUAGACUACGGUAUGGUAGGCCUACAGUAUUAAUAAUUUUGGUUUUGGAUUGGAUUACAAGAGUAUUCUUGUAAUCAAGUUCAUCGAAUACCGUACCGUGAUUGGAAAAAUUACGAAGAAAUAUAAUUAUUGUGUUUCUUGACUUCAUGUAUCUUUAGGGAUAAAUUAUUCAUGUCAUGUGUAGCAGCCUUGUGCUUAUUGGUAAUGGAUUAUAUCAAUUUUAUAGGAUGAUGAAAUUUGGUGACUCAACUGAAUUAUAGGUGAAAAUAGUUGUUUUCAUGGAAUGUAUGCUACCCAAGCAGGGUAAAUUCAGGGACACCUGUGAACAAACUAAGUACAAAAUUAAGUUCUUAGAGUAGCUUACAUGUUGAAUAUAAUUCAUGCAUAACUUAUUUUAUGAUCAUUGAUCCUUAUUGUAUGAUCAUGUCUGUAUCAUCAAUAUAAUCUAUUCAAAGAACAUUGCAAAGUGCAAAUGCAAAUUCACAACAGCCAAUUGGUUCAUUAAUUUCUAUUUAAUACACAAUAAUUGUGCAAAAUUAUUCAAAUAAUAAUUAUUAUUAAAAUAAUUAUUAUUAUUUAAUUAUUGUUUGAAUUAUUCAAACCCGUCAUCCAAUUAUGAGUUGUAAUAAAGUCAAGAAAAUCAAGAGAAUUCAAAUCAACUCUAUCCAGGAUUGAAAAUUCAAUUUAGGAUAAGAGCAAUACAUCAAUAAUGCUAAUGUAAAUAAUGAGGUGGCUACUGGUAAAAUAAUCCAAAGCAAAUUUGGUUUAGUCUUUUUAUGAAGAAUGGCAUUAACCAGUGAUCACAAAUUUGUAGAUAAAGAUAUUAUAAUCUGUAUAGAAUAUUAUUUAUUAUUUUGUUGAUUAUUGUACUAUUUGCUCCAUUUAGUGUUAAUGCAUUUAUUAUUUUAUAUUCAAAAAUAAAACAAAUUCAAAGGAA
Messenger RNA from Nilaparvata lugens (brown planthopper), 3627 nucleotides. It is a transcript of the gene Reg-5, whose product is annotated as rhythmically expressed gene 5 protein. NCBI's taxonomy places the organism in Eukaryota, Metazoa, Arthropoda, Insecta, Hemiptera, Delphacidae. The transcript is spliced from 5 exons. The coding region runs from base 242 to 859 and encodes 205 amino acids. The record is from RefSeq and is a predicted model, not a curated record.